Messenger RNA from Arvicola amphibius (Eurasian water vole), 1251 nucleotides. It is a transcript of the gene Hcrtr1, whose product is annotated as hypocretin receptor 1. The transcript has 7 exons. Gene Ontology annotation, molecular function: orexin receptor activity. Gene Ontology annotation, cellular component: membrane. The record is from RefSeq and is a predicted model, not a curated record. Bases 1 to 1251 code for a protein of 416 amino acids. NCBI's taxonomy places the organism in Eukaryota, Metazoa, Chordata, Mammalia, Rodentia, Cricetidae. Gene Ontology annotation, biological process: feeding behavior; G protein-coupled receptor signaling pathway.
AUGGAACCGUCGGCCACUCCCGGGGCCCAGCCCGGAGUCCCCACUGGCAGCAGGGAACCCUUCCACCUCCCUCCAGACUACGAGGAUGAGUUCCUCCGCUACCUGUGGCGCGAUUAUCUCUACCCGAAGCAGUAUGAGUGGGUUCUCAUCGCGGCCUACGUGGCUGUGUUCCUCAUAGCCUUGGUGGGCAACACACUGGUCUGCCUGGCUGUGUGGCGGAACCACCACAUGAGGACAGUCACCAACUACUUCAUUGUCAACCUGUCGCUGGCGGAUGUGCUGGUGACUGCCAUCUGCCUGCCUGCCAGCCUGUUAGUGGACAUCACUGAAUCGUGGCUCUUCGGCCAUGCCUUGUGCAAGGUCAUUCCCUACCUACAGGCUGUGUCUGUGUCGGUGGCAGUGCUGACUCUCAGCUUCAUCGCCCUGGACCGCUGGUAUGCCAUCUGCCACCCGUUGAUGUUCAAGAGUACAGCUCGCCGGGCCCGGGGCUCCAUUCUGGGCAUCUGGGCUGUGUCGCUGGCUGUCAUGGUGCCCCAGGCUGCUGUCAUGGAGUGCAGCAGUGUGCUGCCCGAGCUAGCCAACCGCACCCGGCUCUUCUCUGUCUGUGAUGAACACUGGGCAGAUGAACUUUACCCCAAGAUCUACCACAGCUGCUUCUUCAUUGUUACCUACCUGGCCCCACUGGGCCUCAUGGCCAUGGCCUACUUCCAGAUCUUUCGCAAGCUCUGGGGCCGCCAGAUCCCUGGAACCACAUCGGCCUUGGUGCGGAACUGGAAGCGGCCCUCAGAGCAACUGGAAGCUCAGCACCAGGGACUGUGCACAGAGCCCCAACCCCGGGCCCGAGCCUUCCUGGCUGAGGUGAAGCAGAUGCGAGCUCGGAGAAAGACAGCUAAGAUGCUAAUGGUGGUUCUGCUGGUCUUUGCACUCUGCUAUCUGCCCAUCAGUGUCCUCAAUGUUCUGAAGAGAGUGUUUGGGAUGUUCCACCAAGCCAGCGACCGGGAAGCUGUCUAUGCCUGCUUUACCUUCUCCCACUGGCUGGUGUAUGCCAACAGUGCCGCCAACCCCAUCAUCUACAACUUCCUCAGUGGCAAAUUUCGGGAGCAGUUUAAGGCCGCCUUCGCCUGCUGCCUGCCUGGGCUGGGUCCCCGCUCCUCUGCCAGACACAAGUCCGUGUCCUUGCAGAGCCGAUGUUCUGUCUCCAAAGUCUCUGAGCAUGUCGUGCUGACCAGCGUCACCACAGUGCUGUCCUAA